CGGCGGUGGGAAGGUGCCCAGCCCGCCCCGGAUGGGCAUCGUGGAGCCGGGCUGCGGAGACAUGCUGACGGGCACUGAGCCCAUGCCGGCGAGCGACGAGGGCCGGGCGCCCGGAGCCGACCCGCAGAACCGCUACUUCUACCCGGAUCCCGCGGCGCAGGACUCGGCCGACCGGCGCGGGGGCGGCAACCUGGGGGCGCCCUUCGCAGGAGGCGCCCUGGUGCCCACUCCGCCUGGCCGUUUUCUGGGAACCUACGCCUACCCGACUCGACCCCAGACCACUGGCUUCCCCGGCACAGCCGAGCCCUUCCCGCCGCCCGCGGGCGCCGAGAGCUACCAGCCUGGCGACGGCUAUGCUGCCCCGGACCCGAGAGCGGGUCUCUACCCGGCGCAGCGCGCAGACUAUGCGGUGCCCGCCGGCCUCGAAGUGUCGGGGAAGCUGCGCGUCGCGCUCAACAACCACCUGUUGUGGUCCAAGUUCAACCAGCACCAGACAGAGAUGAUCAUCACCAAGCAGGGCCGGAGGAUGUUCCCAUUCCUGUCGUUUACCGUGGCCGGGCUGGAGCCCACCAGCCAUUACCGGAUGUUUGUGGACGUGGUCUUGGUGGACCAGCACCACUGGCGGUAUCAGAGUGGCAAGUGGGUGCAGUGCGGAAAGGCCGAGGGCAGCAUGCCAGGAAACCGACUAUACAUCCACCCUGAUUCCCCGAACACUGGAGCCCACUGGAUGCGCCAAGAAGUUUCAUUUGGGAAAUUAAAGCUCACAAACAACAAAGGAGCCUCCAACAAUGUGACUCAGAUGAUCGUCCUUCAGUCCCUACACAAGUACCAGCCCCGGCUGCACAUUGUGGAGGUGAAUGACAGUGAGCCUGAGGCGGCCUGCAGCGCCUCCAACACCCAUAUCUUUACUUUCCAAGAAACCCAGUUUAUCGCUGUGACUGCCUACCAGAAUGCUGAGAUCACUCAGCUGAAAAUUGAUAACAACCCUUUUGCCAAAGGAUUCCGGGAGAACUUUGAGUCGAUGUACGCAUCUGUGGACACCAAUGUUCCCUCCCCACCUGGACCCAACUGUCAAUUAUUUGGGGGAGAACACUACUCUCCUCUCCUACCCAACCAGUAUCCUGUUCCCAGCCGGUUUUACCCCGACCUACCUGGUCAGGCCAAGGACGUGGUUCCCCAGCCUUACUGGCUCGGGGGUCCCCGGGACCACAGCUAUGAGGCGGAAUUCCGAGCAGUCAGCAUGAAGCCUGCAUUCCUGCCCUCUGCCCCUGCGCCCAACUUACCCUACUACCGCAGUCAGGAGGUCCUGGCACCUGGCACUUCCUGGCCUGUGGCUCCACAGUACCCCCCGAAGAUGGGCCCGGCCAGCUGGUUCCGCCCUAUGAGAACUCUGCCCAUGGAACCUGGCACGGGCAGCUUGGAGGGCCGAGGGCUGGAAGACCAAGGCACCCCAUCAGUGUGGACUGAGAUCACCUCCAUUCGGCCAGAAUCCAGUGACUCGGGGCUGGGUGAAGGAGACUCUAAGAGGAGGCGCGUGUCCCCCUACCCUUCCAGUGGUGACAGCUCCUCUCCUGCUGCGGCCCCUUCUCCUUUUGAUAAGGAAGCUGAAAGCCAGUUUUAUAACUAUUUUCCCAAUUGA
Messenger RNA from Elephantulus edwardii (Cape elephant shrew), 1639 nucleotides. It is a transcript of the gene TBX21, whose product is annotated as T-box 21. The record is from RefSeq and is a predicted model, not a curated record. Bases 32 to 1639 code for a protein of 535 amino acids. Gene Ontology annotation, biological process: lymphocyte migration; positive regulation of DNA-templated transcription; regulation of transcription by RNA polymerase II. The transcript is spliced from 6 exons. Gene Ontology annotation, molecular function: RNA polymerase II cis-regulatory region sequence-specific DNA binding; DNA-binding transcription factor activity, RNA polymerase II-specific. Lineage: Eukaryota; Metazoa; Chordata; Mammalia; Macroscelidea; Macroscelididae. Gene Ontology annotation, cellular component: nucleus.